AUGGCUGUUCCCCACGACGACGAGCUGGCUGCCACCCAGACCGAGGGCUACAAGAUUGGCCAGUCCAAGACGGUUGCCGAGCUUGCUGCUCUCGACCAGGAGGACGAGUCGCUGCAGCGCUGGAAGGCAUCGCUCGGACUGACCGGCAGAACCGGAGGCGGUCAGAAGCGCAUCGUCCCCAAGACCAUCUUCCUCACGUCGCCCACUCGCUCGCAGGACAUUAUCAUCGACCUCACCCAGUCCCCCGAUGCGCUUGCCAAGCUCAAGAAGGAGCCUGUGACAAUCAAGGAGGGCGUCGAGUACUCUGUCGGGAUCACUUUUGUUGUUGAGAACGAGAUUGUCUCAGGUCUUCGCUUCCUCCAGGUCGUCAAGCGUGCAGGCGUGACUGUUGACAAGACCGAGGCCAUGCUCGGCAGCGUGUGUGCUUCUUCUGGCUUCGCUUCCGAGGAGUCGCCGACUGGCAUGCUCGCGCGCUCGGGCUCGUAUGCUGUCAGGACGCGCAUCAUUGACGACGACGGCAACAAGUGGCUCGACGACUUUGAGUGGAGCUUCAAGCUCGGCAAGGAGUGGUAG
This is a messenger RNA of Cutaneotrichosporon cavernicola, 573 nucleotides long. RefSeq lists its product as uncharacterized. Gene Ontology annotation, molecular function: protein binding; Rho GDP-dissociation inhibitor activity. Gene Ontology annotation, biological process: Rho protein signal transduction. Lineage: Eukaryota; Fungi; Basidiomycota; Tremellomycetes; Trichosporonales; Trichosporonaceae. Gene Ontology annotation, cellular component: cytosol; membrane; cytoplasm. The transcript is spliced from 8 exons. The coding region runs from base 1 to 573 and encodes 190 amino acids. The record is from RefSeq and is a predicted model, not a curated record.